This is a messenger RNA of Thunnus maccoyii (southern bluefin tuna), 2901 nucleotides long. It is a transcript of the gene cpz, whose product is annotated as carboxypeptidase Z. Gene Ontology annotation, molecular function: protein binding; zinc ion binding; metallocarboxypeptidase activity. The transcript has 14 exons. Gene Ontology annotation, biological process: proteolysis. The coding region runs from base 340 to 2193 and encodes 617 amino acids. NCBI's taxonomy places the organism in Eukaryota, Metazoa, Chordata, Actinopteri, Scombriformes, Scombridae. The record is from RefSeq and is a predicted model, not a curated record.
CAGACUUGUCACCCAGGAGACGAGUUGUUGGGAAGAUGCAGCAACACCGUCUUUGAAGAAAAACGGCCCGGCUGUCCACUGUUAUCUCAGGACCUGGCUGUUCAACUUGCUCAGUUGAAUUUUCAAGCCAUGGCCUGACCUUCGGGGCUAGGAAACUGAAAUACCAAGUGCUACUGCAAGAUGCAACAGGCCUCCUCUCCAGAUAGGCAGAAAGGCAGCUGCUGCACUCCAGCUAAUUCUGCAGGGCUGCAGGAUUUAUGGAGCUUCAAAAAUACCAUCCUGUACUUUUCCAUUUUGAAACACCAGCUACCUGCACAGAGAUGAACCUGGGCUACUGUAAUGAUAUGGAAUACUCUAGGUGGGUCUCAGAGAACAAUAUUCCCCAACAUCAUUGGCCAUCGGAGUCGUAUGGAAGCUGAAUCAGGGGCAGAAUACCUCCUCCUGAGCGUCAUCCAUGGCCUACUCAACGGGGAGUGCUCCCCUGAAAUACGUCUCGUGGGCUGCUCUGUGCUCGCCUCGCCCUGCCAGGACGACAAGAUGAUCAGGCCCUGCCGCAGCACAUGCGAGGCCCUGCGAAAGGACUGCAUCCAUGCCUUUGAGGCCAUCGAUAUGGCCUGGCCCUACUUCCUUGACUGUGACCGCUUCUUUGCUAGCGACCAAGAGGGCUGCUAUGACCCACUAGCAGGGCUGAAAGCCAGACAGGAGCUAGCAUUGUCCAGCCUCUCUCCUGAAGAACCCAGCACCAUCAUCCAGUUCACCUACGCCACCAACGCUCAGAUGUACAGCGUACUGAAGAGAACAGCAGCCAAGUGCUCCCAUAUAUCUCACGUUUACAGCAUCGGACGCAGCACUGAAGGCAGAGAUUUACUGGUAAUCGAGUUCACCAACAAUCCUGGACAACAUGAGCUAUUGGAGCCAGAGAUCAAGCUAGUGGGAAACAUGCAUGGCAACGAGGUGCUGGGCCGCCAGCUGCUCAUCUACCUGAGCCAGUACCUGUGCUCAGAGUACAUGCUGGGGAACCAUCGAAUUCAGACCAUCAUCAACACCACCCGCAUCCAUAUUCUGGCCUCCAUGAACCCGGAUGGCUAUGAGUUGGCUGCCUCAGAGGUAGAGGAUAACAAUGACCCGGAGCUCAGCAACCACGAAGGUCACUUGUUGAAUGGUUGGACCAAUGGUCGGACAAAUGCCCAGAACAUCGACCUAAACCGCAACUUUCCUGACCUCACCUCCGUCUUCUACCGGAACCGCCGCAGCAGGCACUACCGCAUUGACCACAUCCCAAUCCCUGACGCCUACUGGUUCGGGAAGGUGGCACCAGAGACCUAUGCAGUGAUGAAGUGGAUCAGGUCACUGCCUUUCGUUCAGUCUGCCAGCCUCCAUGGAGGGGAGCUGGUGGUCUCCUAUCCCUUUGACUUUUCUAGACACCCGCACGAGGAGAGGAUGUUCUCACCCACUCCAGAUGAACAAGUCUUAAAGCAGCUGGCUCGUACCUAUGCAGACGCUCACGCUACCAUGUCAAACAAUGACACAGAGCGGUGUGGAGCCUCCUUUUACCGAACCAGGGGCAUCAUCAAUGGGGCUCUGUGGUACAGUUUUGCUGGUGGUAUGUCAGACUUCAACUACUUGCACACUAACUGUCUGGAGAUCACCGUGGAGCUCGGCUGUGACAAAUUCCCGUCAGAGUCUGAGCUUUACCCUGAAUGGAAGAAUAACAAGGAGGCUUUGCUCACCUUUCUAGAGUCUGUCCAUCGAGGGAUAAAGGGAGUAGUUAAAGAUGUUGAUGGCAAUGGGAUAAAAGGUGCCACCGUCUCUGUUAGGGGGACUAGAAGAGAUGUCACCACAGCUGAAGAUGGAGACUACUGGCGGCUGCUGAACCCUGGCACUCACAUCCUGACAGCCACAGCCAAAGGUUACUCCAGGGUCAGCAAGAGGGUUCAUCUGCCUUACCACAUGAACAGGGCUGGACGUGUCGACUUUGAAUUGGAGAGGGUUCCCGUGGAGCCCGAUUUUGAUGACCACCUCUUCCCCACAAUAGACACAUGGGAUCGUUUCGACCCCUACAACCAGUUUGAGCGCUACGGUGAUCCAGUCGUCAGUGAGGGAGGGAUAGAGCGGGAGGAGAAACCGUGGUGGUGGAACUACUUCUCCCAGUCUGGUAUCUCACCUCCAAAUUGGCUGUUGCGAACUGUCUAGACGCAUUUGAGGACAAUAAAGAUCCCGUCAUACCACUGCAGAGGGAGAUUGGUGAUGACGGUCCUGCAUCCAGUUCCACUGGUGCUAUCAGACCUGCACUUUGUAGCAGGAGCUGUGACACUGAAAUCCACAGUACCUAAAUAGGUUUCAGUGCAGAUGUGAAUAGGCUUUAUUUCCCCCGGGCAACACAUUUAAUUCCAGCCUGUAAGUGGAGUUUUUGGCCAAUAUUGCUUUGCAGCUGCAUUUGACCUGUUUUAAGUUAAAAAAAAAAAAAAAAAAUCUGGGAAAACUGGAAAGUGGAUGAGUUAUGGGUGCCUUGUUGUUUUAAAAGUUGUUCACAGUCAAAACUAAAGGCAUGCACUUAUUUGAAUAUUGUGAUUACAGAUGACAAUUUCACGUGUGACGGCAGCUGCAUAAAAUGUCUUUGUGCACACUUUAAAAAAUGAGUUGGGUAACGAAAUGAAUGCAGAUUUGACUAUUUUUGUCUUUACAAUGUGAUUUCCUUAUCUGUUUUAUCCACAUUUCCUACAUUAUAUAAAGCACAAGUGAUACCGUCAAAAAGUUCUGGACAUGUAACAGCAUCUCAUAUUGAGCACCACAUUUAAGCUUGGAUUAGCAGCAUUACUGUGCCAAUUGUAGACAGUAGAAAUUCUUGCUUUGUUUUGUUUUUCACAAGUAUGAGGAAAUAAAUAUUAAAUAUUUCUGGCA